CUCCACUUGUUCUGCUGCUGUUUCCCCACUUUUUCGCUUCUUAUAGCGUAACCUUUUCGACAUGGGCAACAAAAUAUCCAAUGUCACUGCGAUCGCUGGUAUAGACAGCUAUGUGAGCGAGUUGGGUGACAUUUAUUAUGAGAAAAGCAUUGGCAAUGCGCGUUUUAUGAAAACCAUAUGCGGGCGGCAUAAAGAUUCACUUGUCGUUGUAAAGAUAUUCGUCAAAUCCGAUCCCCAACUGUCACUUUCAAAAAAUGUCAAAAAACUGCAAGAUGAACAUGACGCCUUGAACGAUGUCCCAAACACAUUUUCAUGCCAACGUAUUCUCGAAACCGAAAAGGCAGCUUACAUUGUACGACAAUAUUUCUACAGCAGUCUAUACGACAGAAUAAGUACUCGCCCGUUCUUGACCCUUAUCGAGAAGAAAUGGAUCUCUUAUCAAAUUCUAAGAGGAGUUGCCGAUGCACACGCGAAAAAUAUCUAUCAUGGAGAUAUUAAGACCGAAAAUGUCAUGGUGACAUCUUGGAAUUGGGCAUACCUAGUCGAUUUUGCAUCGUACAAGCCGACAUAUCUUCCUGAAGACGAUCCAGCGGACUUUUUGUUCUUUUUUGAUAUGUCUUCACGGCGUAGUUGUUACAUUGCUCCGGAACGUUUUUAUCAGUCUGGAACCGAGAUCGAUCAACGCAUGAAAAACUUGGGUAUUGGUGAUCAAAUUGACGAAUUGACGCCGGAAAUGGACAUAUUUUCUGUCGGUUGUAUUAUAGCUGAGCUUUUUUUGGAGGGAACAUCUGUCUUUUCAUUAUCCCAACUUUUCAAGUAUCGGUCAGAUGAAUAUUCGCCAAAUGCGAACUUGGAUAAGAUUGAGGAUGAACAUAUAAGGGACAUGGUGAAGCAUAUGAUUCAGUUGGAUCCCAAUGCACGUUACACAGCGGAUCGAUAUCUUGCAGAGUGGUGCGACAAGGCAUUCCCUCGGUAUUUUUAUACCUUUCUACAUCAUUAUAUCAGCUCAGUCACCGACAAAGGCUACAAUGUAUCGACACAGGACGGUACUACUGCACCUAACGCACCUGCAUCGACUACUACACAGGCGAUUUCGGGGUUAAAUACUACCAAUCGAAAGCUUACGGAUGCAGACGAGAAAAUCGAGCGAAUAUACCACGACUUUGACAAGAUUGCUUAUUUUGUGGAUGCCAAUGUGUCACAAGGAGAUUCUAAUACAGAUACCGGCUCGCUUAUUGAUGAGCGACGACGCACAUUGUCAGAUUUACCCAAAACAAUCGCGUCGGCGAUUAUUUUACCGCCAACGCUGAAUAUUCCCAAUUACGAGCCAGAUAGCGCAUUUACAAAUCGGACGGGAUCUUUGCGAAAACCUGGAGCCACAUCAGAACAGGGCUCGCUUAUAUUCUUGUCAUUUGUUUGCUCCUUGCUGCGCAAUGCGGCAUAUCCAAGCUCGAAAUUAAAGGCGCUAGAUAUACUGUUGGCUCUUGGUGAACAUUUGCCCGAUGAUGUCAAAUUAGACAGACUUGUACCAUAUCUCAUGACUUUACUCACGGACGAAACAGCGCUUGUGCGAGCCAAUGCAAUCAAAACACUCACACAAGUGUUAUGCAUGGUGGAAUCAAUUUCACCCAUCAACGCACGUAUAUUCCCCGAAUAUAUCUUACCAAGCGUCCGAGAAUUUGCUACCGAUCAAGAUGUCCUCGUGCGAACGACCUACGCCAGCUGUAUAGCGCUUUUGGCAGAGACCGCCCUUCGAUUCCUAGAAAUGACGCAGCUAUUGAAGAACAACAAUGCUUAUCUUUUGGGUGAUGCCGACACUGAAGAGCUUGACUUUGAGUCAACAUAUGACUCCUCGCUACAAGAUUUAAAGUCUGUUAUCCAGGAGCAAGUGACGACUCUUUUAAUCGACUCAGAAAGCACUGUGAAGCGUGCGCUGCUUUCCAACAUUACGUGCCUCUGUGUGUUUUUUGGAAGACAGAAAGCUAACGACAUCUUGCUCAGCCAUAUGAUUACAUAUCUCAAUGACAAGGAUUGGAUGUUGCGAAGUACAUUUUUCGAGAGCAUUAAAGGAGUUGGAACAUAUGUUGGUGCAAGAAGCUUGGAUGAAUAUAUACUCCCUCUGAUGAUACAAGCGUUGACAGAUGCCGAGGAGUUUGUGAUAGAAAAAGUGUUGAAUUCAUUAACAAGUUUGACCGAUCUGGAUCUCUUCAACAAGAUCAAGCUGUGGGAACUUAUUGGUACCGUAGCGCCAUUAAUGUGCCACCCUAGUACUUGGAUACGUUAUGGCGCCAUUGGAUUUAUUGCGUCCGCAUCAAAAAAUCUAUCACAGACUGAUUUAUGGUGUAUCGUAUACCCCCGUUUGAUGCCUUUCUUGACGACAGAGAUUGUUGAGAUUGAUGAGUAUCAUCUUAUGGAGAAUGUUAAAGCACCGCUUUCACGUCAAGUUUAUGAACGAGCCAUUUCUUGGGCUGGUAAAGCAACAUCACAGUCGAUCUAUUGGCAAGUGCCCAAGGCCAAAAAGUCAAAGACACCCAAUGCCAUUUUUCCUAGCUACCGUUCAGAGGGCCGAACGCAAAACUGGCCAUUCAAUAGCGCGAAUAACGAUAUAAAUGUAUCCGACCAAGCUCAAAUAUCAAAAGAGGAUGAGGGGUAUCUCGAGCGCUUGCGAAAUAUUGGAAUGGACGCUGAGGACGAAGAGAAGCUAUUAUACAUGCGUGAAUACUUGUACAAAGUAUCACGUUCCAAACUGAGUCGACCGAGAGGAUUCGACGAGUUUAGCAUUUUUAGUGGCGAAGUCUUUUUGAAAAGCAUUGGCGUAACACCUCUGACAGUCUUUCUGCCAGACGUUCCCAAUGAUCUCUCCAAUCAAACGACGAGCCCAACCGAAAAGAAUGCAUUGAUGCAAACUCAGUCCAAACAAGAUGUAUGCAAGCUUAACCGUGUCGCAAGCGAGCCACAUGUCCAAGCCAUCCUCCCUGGCCUAGUAGAUGAACAUUCUAACGCAGUCGAUAACCUGUCUCUUAACGAAAGGAUGAGUACAGAUGAUCGUGCUACUGUUCGUUCAGCACCAACACCACGCGCGAAUCGGUCUGGUGAAGUCGCAUCAAAGCUCGAUGGUGUUGCAUUAACAGUGUCAAGGUCGGCAGGACCACACACAAAGAGUGACCAUGAGCUUCGAAAAUCUACAGCUGGCUAUAGCCAUUUACAAAAUUUGCUGACCAAGGUUGCUCAGGAGGCGUUUCCACCACAUAUGCCAGAAUUCGCUGGUGAUCCUGCUGUUAUGAAACGGAUCCGGCGACUUCCUCAAGGAGCGUCUUCAUUCCGCAGUAUCAGUAGCUGGAAACCUGAAGGCAACUUGGUCGCUCACUUUACUGAGCAUACGGCGUCUGUCAAUCAGCUGGCGAUUUCGUGGGAUAAUUUGUUGUUUGCAUCAUGUUCUGAUGAUGGAUCAGUGAAAAUAUGGGACUGUUCUCGGCUUGAACGGAACGUUACCAAUCGAUCUCGCGUGACAUAUAAUCAACAAGGUGGCCGAAUCAAAUGCUUGACUUUUAUCCAACAAACAUACAGUAUUGCAGCUGCAUCUGAUAAUGGAAGUGUACAUGUCUUUCGUGUGGACAUGCGUAAUGCGGGCUCCGCUUUGAAGUUUGGAAAAUGUGUUCCUGUCAGGAAGCACCAACUGGACAACGAAUACGCUAUGACUAUCAAGCAUUUUACUAGUGAUGCCUCAAACACGAUGGCUGGAUCGAAGUCCAUAUUGCUACUUGCAAGCAACAAAGGAAACAUCUAUGCCUUGGAUCUACUGACUAUGGAAACAUUAUGGAAAUUGAAGAACCCCUUGAGUUAUGGUGUAAUUAGCAGCGUCGUAACAGAUCGUCUUCACACGUGGAUGCUAGUGGGAACUACGCGCGGCUUUUUGACCUUGUAUGAUCUACGAUUCCAGAUCCCGUUACGGUCAUGGCUUCAUCACAGCGGAAGUCGAAUCAAUUAUAUGCUGCUAAGUCAUGAUCCAAAAGCUGAAGGAAAGCACGUCAUUAUCGCAGCUGGAAGCAAUGAAGUAUCUGUUUGGGACAUUAUGCAGCUACGCUGUGUUGAAGUCUUUGCGGUCAAGCUGGGUGAAGAUAUGCCUAAAGCCGCCAAUGACAUUCGUACGGAUCACUACAAGCUCGUCGAAGCACCGUCUGAAGAUGAUCUUUUCGAAGAGCCCAAUAUCAUUAAUGAAGUCCACUUUGCGGAAAACUCAAUCAAGGCGAUUGUAUCACCAUCUGACUGUCGAUUUAUCAUCACGGGUGGAUCAGACCGCAAGCUCAGGUUCUGGGAUACUGCACGGGCAGAGAGCUCAAGUGUACUUUUGGGACUUGAUUCGGAUGAACCAAAACCGCGUUACAUCGCAACUGUCCAUGAUCAAAUCAAGUUCCAUUUCGAAUACCCAUAUGCACUACGCAACCCGUCGUCCGCAGCCUCUAUGCAGAUGGGAUACAGCGACAGCAAUAGCAGUGGCCGCGGCAAUCAUCAAACGCCCAGUGAAACAAACUUUGCACAGCAACAGCAUUUGCUACGCAACCAUACCGACGCUAUUACGGACGUGAUUUUGACAGAAGUGCCUUAUCCAAUGAUCAUCAGCGGUGACAGAGAUGGAGUGAUUAAAGUUGUAUCAUAAGAAGCGACAUUUCCAUUAUACCCCCUCCCACACAUAUUUUCCAAUUCAAAUAACUGUCUCGAUUACAAUGCACCCUUACAGCGGUACAGAUGAGUACUGGCUUCAAUAAAUCCUACUUGAUGGUGAGAUAGAAAAGAAGAAAAUUACCACGGGCAACCCCG
Molecule: messenger RNA, 4818 nt
Organism: Zychaea mexicana
Lineage: Eukaryota; Fungi; Mucoromycota; Mucoromycetes; Mucorales; Lichtheimiaceae
Exons: 34
Coding region: 62-4657 (1531 amino acids)
Biological process (GO): macroautophagy; autophagy of peroxisome; protein phosphorylation
Cellular component (GO): nucleus-vacuole junction; late endosome; phosphatidylinositol 3-kinase complex, class III, type I
Molecular function (GO): protein serine/threonine kinase activity; ATP binding; protein binding
Source: RefSeq, a predicted model, not a curated record